AUGAGCGCAGACUACAUCCUUCCAACAGAGAGAUAUAAUACGCCUGCAGACUACAUCCUUUCAUUCGAUCUUGCGGGAGAGGAGUGGAGGAGAGUUCUUCAUGGGCCUUCAAGUACUGGCAACCUUACAUCUGGGCAGAUGGUGAGGAGUGAGCUUACUCUAGCUGAUCUGAAAGGCUCUCUAGUUCUAGCGCACCACCCUCGCAGCCUGUCGGUCAUGGACCUAUGGUUUCUACUGGACUUUGAGAGUAGGCUCUGGGUGAAACAGUACAGCAUUCGCAUUGAAUCAGUAACCUCAAGCUUGGCAGCCGGAUACCAUCUAAUACCGUUGUUGGAGUUAGAUGAUGGUAGGUUGGUCAUUCAUCUAGCACCGACUGGACUAUUGUUCAUCUGUGAUCCAGCAACCAACACUUUCACAAGGGUCAAUAUAAGACAUCAUCUUGAUUCAGUUGGUGUGUACACAGGAAGUCUGUUGAGUUGA
Miscanthus lutarioriparius is the source of this 480-nucleotide messenger RNA. The record is from the annotation of a GenBank genome assembly. Lineage: Eukaryota; Viridiplantae; Streptophyta; Magnoliopsida; Poales; Poaceae.